This is a messenger RNA of Thermothelomyces thermophilus ATCC 42464, 1068 nucleotides long. RefSeq lists its product as uncharacterized. Lineage: Eukaryota; Fungi; Ascomycota; Sordariomycetes; Sordariales; Chaetomiaceae. Bases 1 to 1068 code for a protein of 355 amino acids. The transcript has 10 exons. Gene Ontology annotation, molecular function: methyltransferase activity. The record is from RefSeq and is a predicted model, not a curated record.
AUGGCAGGUUAUCAGGCGCCGGAAGACGCGAUUGAAGUAGACGAGCCAUGGGACCAAGAAAGCCUUGACGAUGAGGCCGACGAUGAGGCCGCUGAACUGUCGAGUUCCGGGAGCUCGUUGACUUCGCUCACAUCUUCGAUGCUCAAAGGCAAAGUUGAGGAUGGGCGGGUCUAUGCCGUGUACGGCAAAGAAGAAUACGGAAUGCCGAUGGACGACGUUGAGCUGGAUCGAAUCGACAUGUGCCACGCCAAGUACUAUGCGCUGCUCGAGAAGAAACGCUUCCUCGCCCCAAUAGGGGAUAACCCUCAGAGGAUACUAGAUCUGGGCUGCGGAACCGGCAUAUGGUCGAUAGACAUCGCGGAUAUGUAUCCUUCCGCCGAUGUUUUGGGAGUUGACAUUGCACCAACACAACCAGAAUGGGUCCCGUCAAACUGCCAUUUCGAACUGGACGAUGUCGAGGAGGACUGGGCUUGGAAGGAGGACUCGUUCGACUUCAUCUUCGCGCGCGACCUCAUCCUUGCCAUUCGGGACUGGCCCAGGCUCAUUGACCAAAUAUACACACACCUUAAGCCCGGUGGUUACGCCGAAUUCCAGUGCGUGACGGGUGUUCUAGGCUGCGACGACGACUCGCUUCCAGAGGAUAGCCCGGUGGGCAAGUUCUCGGAUGCGCUGUAUGACAGCACACACAUCUUCGGCACACCCGUCGAUGACCCGACCCGGUGGAAGGGCUGGCUUGAGCAGCGCGGCUUCGAGCAUGUCACCGAGGUGGUCUACAAGAUGCCAUGCAACCCGUGGCCCAAAGACCAGCGUCUCAAGCUCGUCGGUGCUUUUGAAAUGGAGAACCUCCUGCAGGGAUUGAGCGGGAUGGUGACGAGGCUCUUUGUCAAGGCGCUCAAUUGGACGCCCGAGCAGGUGCAGCUGUUCCUGGUUGACGUGAGGAGGGAGAUCAAAAACCGGAAUUUGCAUGUCUAUUGGCCGUUCUACGUCGUAUACGCGCGGAAACCAGGCGGGUCCUCCAACGCUGACACGGCGGUAUCAACAUCUCCGCCUGAAUCGUCAACAACAUAA